GUGGCGAGGAACUAAGUGUAAUGUACCAGCGCGUUCCAACGGAAGGGAUUCGUGAAACACUCAUUGAAUAGCGUAUGUUCACAUUGCCGCUUGUUCUAGUAAUGUAGCGCAUCCAUACAAGAGGAGAAGCAAAUAACAUAUGUGUUGUCAGAUACGUCCAUACUUAACGCCAUGACGGAUGCGGUGUUCCAGGCACCCAAACGGAGGCCAAGAGUUUUUGAGGCGUACGAUGCCCCGUUUCCUGUCCCUCUUGCUGCGGUGGGUGCGAGUCUGCAGCAGACCCUAAUCUACAGAGCAGAUAUGGUCAACCAGCAUGUCGUUGUCAGGGACCCUGAACACAUACAAGCUCUCUACGGAAAGGGUUACUUUGGUAAAGGCAUUUUAUCAAGAAGCAGACCAGACCACAGUAUCUCACACCAAUGGGAAAAGUUUGGUGACAGAGUUCUACCCGUCAUUUCCCUGUUCAAGUACCAGAAGCAUUUGAGCUGGGCACAGGACGUACUCCUAGCUCAAGGAUUGGAAGAGGAGGUUGUCAAUCAGAUACUGCAGAGACUUUGUCAGCCAAUGGAGCCAGGGCUCAGAGAGGAAAAUGGGAAUGAUGACUGCCCAGCCAGCCCUCACAGGAGUGAGGAAACCGGGUCAGGGGCAGGUAACCCCCAAGACAUGGCCUCAGAGCAGGCAGGGACAGUGGGACAGCAGGGCCAGUCAUCAGCUUCCUGGAGCCCAGAGGAUCAGGGGGAGCAGGACAGUCAGUGUCCCCAGGCUAAGAGGCCUAGGAGUCAAGUAGACGGAGGGUUCGACCCACUGUCUGAGCUGUACCCCCAGGAGUCACAGCAGAUAGACCCAGCGGCCCUGUCUACGGUCCGGUGCCCCAGGCAUGAUGACUGGCUGGUUGACUGUGGCUGUCGCCUGGAGGACAACGUGCUGGAGACCCUCACCCUGCAGAGAGACAGACAGACAGAGGCAGGCCGACAGGGGGCAGACCGUGGGUAUGAGUAUGUACUGGUGAUGGAAGAGGAGAAUAGUGUUGUCAAGCAGGGCAGAGCAGGGCCAGGGAUGACAGCGAGGAGAGUGUGUAGAGUCAACCCCUUCAGACUGCUAGAGUACCUUCAACUGACUCUGGAGGAGGCUUUCUUCUUGGUCUAUGCAUUAGGAUGCCUUUCAGUUUACUACAAUGAGGAGCCAUUGUCGGUGCUCCAGCUGUGGGAGAUGUUCCGGUCGGUUCAGCCCCACUUUGAGACGUCAUACAUGGCCUACCAUUACUUCCGCAGCAGGGGGUGGGUGCCCAAGCCUGGGGUGAAGUACGGGACUGACCUCAUGCUUUACCGAAAAGGACCACCUUUCUACCAUGCAAGUUACUCUGUGGUGGUGGAAAAGGUAGACCAGCCGGGUAGGGGAGGGGCUCUCCGUCCGUUCAGCUGGAGGUCUCUGGCUGCUCUCAGCAGGAUUACCGGCAACGUUUCCAAGGACUUGAUGCUGUGCUACGUCAUCUACCCAUCUCACCUGACAGAGGAACAUCUUUCCUCUCCAGACUGUCUCUGCAUGGUCACAGUUCAGGAGAUUAUUUUAAGCAGAUGGAUAUCAUCACGAGAGCGGACAGAGACGGACGACAUAUGACUUCUCUUUUUUUUGUCUGCUGUGUAAAUAUACAGCUCCUUCAGAAAGUAUUCACACCCUUUGACUUUUUCCACAUUUUGUUGUUACAGCCUGAACUUAAAAUGGAUAACAUUUCGAUGUUGUGUCCCUGGCCUUAACACAAUGCCCCAUAAUGCCAAAGUUAUAUUAUGUAUUUAGAAAUGUGUAUAUAUAUUUUUAUAAAAAUUUAAACUGAAAUGUCUUGAGUCGGUAAGUAUUUAACCCAAAUCAAAUCAAAUUUUAUUUAUAUAGCCCUUCGUACAUCAGCUGAUAUCUCAAAGUGCUGUACAGAAACCCAGCCUAAAACCCCAAACAGCAAGCAAUGCAGGUGUAGAAGCCCCUUUGUUAUGGCAAUCCUAAAUCGUUUCAGAAGUACACAUUUUGCUUAACAAGUCACAUAAGUUGCAUGGACUCAAUCUGUGUGCAAUAAUAGUGUUUAACAUGAUGUUUGAAUGACUACGUCAUCUCUGUACCACACACACAAAAUUAUCUGUAAGGUCCCUCAUCUCUGUACCACACACAAAAUUAUCUGUAAGGUCCCUCAGUCGAGCAGUGAAUUUCAAACAAAGGUUCAACCACAAAGACCAGGGAGGUUUUUCAAUGCCUCGCAAAGAAGGGCGCUUAUUGGUAGAUGUGUAAUAAAAAAUAAAAUAAAAAACAGACAUUGAAUAUCCCUUUGAGCAUGGUGAAGUUAUUAAAUACACCCAGUCACUACAAAGAUACAGGCGUCCUUCCUAAGUCAGUUGCCGGAGAAGAAAGAAACCGCUCAGGGAUUUCACCAUGAGGCCAAUGGGGAAUUUAAAACUGUUUAAUGGUUGUUUGGGGCAAGUCCAACACAACACAUCACUGAGUACUACUCUUCAUAUGUUCAAGCAUGGUAAUGGCUGCAUCAUGUUAUGGGUAUGCUUGCCAUCGGCAAGGACCAGGGAGUUUUCUAAGGAAAAAAUAAACAAUAGAGCUAAGUACAGGCAACAUCCUAGAGGAAAACCUGGUUCAGUCUGCUUUCUAACAGAUACUGAGAGACAAAUUCACCUUUCAGCAGGACAAUAACCUAAAAAGGACAAAUAUACACUGGAGUUGCUUACCAAGACAACAUUUGAAUGUUCUUGAGUGGCCUAGUUACAGUUUUGACUUAAAUCGGCUUGACAAUCUAUGGCAAUGAUCAACAACAAACUUGACACAGCUUGAAGAAUUCUAAGAAGAAUAUUGUGCAAAUAUCGUAACUAUCCAGGUGUGCAAAGCUCUUAGACUUACCCAGAAAGACUCACAGCUGUAAUUGCUGCCAAUGGUGAUUCUGUGUGUAGAUGGGUGAGAAAAUAAUUAUUGAAUUCAGGCGAACACAAUAACAAAUGGAAUAAAUCGAGGGGUAUGAAUACUUUCUGAAGGCAUUCCAUCCAUUUCAAUGAUUGGUUUUCAGUGGAAUUUAGUGUUACUUAACAUGUGAAAGUCUCAAUAAAUAUUUGUUUUUGAACAUG
This is a messenger RNA of Oncorhynchus keta (chum salmon), 3110 nucleotides long. It is a transcript of the gene tsen2, whose product is annotated as TSEN2 tRNA splicing endonuclease subunit. The coding region runs from base 172 to 1617 and encodes 481 amino acids. The transcript is spliced from 11 exons. Gene Ontology annotation, cellular component: tRNA-intron endonuclease complex. Gene Ontology annotation, biological process: tRNA splicing, via endonucleolytic cleavage and ligation; tRNA-type intron splice site recognition and cleavage. NCBI's taxonomy places the organism in Eukaryota, Metazoa, Chordata, Actinopteri, Salmoniformes, Salmonidae. Gene Ontology annotation, molecular function: tRNA-intron lyase activity; nucleic acid binding. The record is from RefSeq and is a predicted model, not a curated record.